AUGGGAAACAUGAAGGUGCAUCAAUUGGCACGUGGAUUAUGGGAGCACGAGCCAUCCCCUUCCCUCUCCUCUUUCGACCAUAAGACCUUCAUUAGACCCAAAACAAAGCAUCCCUUCUCCGACCACAGCCCGAAUUCUCAUCAGGUGGAUAUUCAACCAGGAGGCACAAGAUGGAAUCCAACGCAGGAACAGAUUGGGAUUCUGGAGAUGAUGUAUAGAGGAGGGAUGCGAACUCCAAAUGCACAACAGAUAGAACAAAUCACCGCGCAGCUAAGCGAGUACGGCAAGAUCCAAGGCAAGAACGUUUUCUACUGGUUCCAAAACCACAAAGCACGCGAAAGACAAAAGCAGAAGCGCAACUCAGCUCCCAUUACCACAAUCUCUCUGGAAAAUAUGGAGAGAGACGAGGAUAGUCCAUGCCAGAGAAAAUGCAGGAGGUGGUCAUUUGUGUGCAUGGAAGAAAGCAAAGAGAAGAAAACAAGAACUCUAGAGCUGUUCCCACUGCACCCAGAAGGCAGAUGAUCAAGCCAGUCAAGGGGGUUUGAAAAAAUGGAAAAGAGGAAAAAAAAAACUGUAGCAAAACUCUUUUCGCAUUGUGAUCUGCUUUGACAAUGAUGUGGUAUAUACUAUAUAGCUUUUGCUUUCUUUUCUUUUGUUUCGUGGAAAGAAGAAAGAUAAAGUUGUCUUCAUGCUCUCCAAAGAUUCAUUAGUGCUUCCG
This is a messenger RNA of Hibiscus syriacus, 718 nucleotides long. RefSeq names its product WUSCHEL-related homeobox 4-like. Gene Ontology annotation, molecular function: DNA binding; DNA-binding transcription factor activity. The record is from RefSeq and is a predicted model, not a curated record. NCBI's taxonomy places the organism in Eukaryota, Viridiplantae, Streptophyta, Magnoliopsida, Malvales, Malvaceae. Gene Ontology annotation, cellular component: nucleus. Gene Ontology annotation, biological process: procambium histogenesis; cell division; phloem or xylem histogenesis. Bases 1 to 522 code for a protein of 173 amino acids. The transcript has 2 exons.